This is a messenger RNA of Saprolegnia diclina VS20, 879 nucleotides long. RefSeq names its product TKL protein kinase. The record is from RefSeq and is a predicted model, not a curated record. Gene Ontology annotation, molecular function: ATP binding; protein kinase activity. The transcript is spliced from 4 exons. Bases 1 to 879 code for a protein of 292 amino acids. Gene Ontology annotation, biological process: protein phosphorylation. Lineage: Eukaryota; Oomycota; Saprolegniomycetes; Saprolegniales; Saprolegniaceae.
AUGAACGCCAACGCAGACUUUCGGUUUGGUGUGUACUGCGGCAUUGGCGCCACUCUCGGUGUCUUGCUGAUCGUCCUUGGUGCUCUGCUGCUUUUCUGGCGCCGGCACCAUCGACGAGCACCGGCAUUGCAUGACGGCUACCUCGAGCACACGCAGGAUACGGCUACGGAUGCGCGCACGCAGUCGCAGCCACGCCGCCGACGCCCACAGCGCGCCCUUGGCCAACGUGAGGCUGGUCCCGAGCUCGACAUUGCCGCGCUUCGGCCGUACAAGCUUGCGCUGCACGAGCUCACGACAGUCUCGCAGCGGCCGCUCGGCGCAGGUGCGUUUGGCGAAGUCUGGCUCGGUCGGUACAAGACGCAGCUCGUCGCUAUCAAGCGCGUCAAGAGCCGAAGCAAGAAGCAUGUCGCCGGCUUUAUCGACGAAAUCAAGCUUGUCGCCAGCCUCGACCACGACUGCAUCGUCGCUUUCGUCGGCGCGAGCUGGCGCCGGCCCAUUGACGUCGAGUGCGUGACCGAGUACAUGGACCAAGGCGACCUCCGCUCGUACCUCGGCCGACAGUCGUCCGCGGCCUUUGCGUGGGACGCCAAGCUCGACUCGAUUGGUCGCGUUGUCCAGGGUCUCGUUUACCUUCACAGCUGCGACCCGCCAAUCAUCCACCGCGACCUCAAGUCGCGCAACGUCCUUCUCGACUCGGUCAAGGGCACGAAGCUCACCGACUUUGGCGUCGCACGGGGCUGUGACGACGAUGACGAUGUGCUGACGAGCUGCAUUGGCACCCACCAGUGGAUGGCGCCCGAGAUCAUCCUUGGCACAUUUUACAACACGUCGGCCGACGUCUACUCGUUUGAGGACCUCCGGAAUUCGCUUGGCAUUUAG